GGCCGUGUCUUUCUAUCUCCUAGGCAGGGAUUUGCUCGACAUCUCGACUGCGAUCGAUAGACUUGGAGCUUUUGAAGAUGCUUGUUGCCUAUUGGAGGGUUGGGGUUCGAACACUAUGACCAUCGGAUUGGAUGCCAGCUCGGUCUGUCAUUGAGAACCCACUCCGGGCGUCUUGGGACAUGAUCCAAUCAAGACCACCAUGGAGCAUCAGGCCCCAGGCAAAUACUCGGCUCCGCCGCCCAACCAGUCGCCCAUGUCUUUCUAUCCUCCAAUAGACCCCAAGAAUGCCCUGGGCUUCUUUCAAAAUUCGCCCUUGGGCUACCACCAAGCACCCAUCUCACUUGUGCCCACUCACAGCUCGAAUCCCUUGCUCCAGCCUAUUUCCACACACGAGGCGCCCAAUGGGACAAUCCCACACUCGGGGGCCCACGGGUCGACCUCCAGCAACACGAAUUCGAUCCCAGAUUGGGCCGUCAAGGAGGUAAAGCGAGAAUUGCCCGAGAACGACGACGGACCAGCUUCCAAACAAACCGUAAGGUAUGAUGUGAACGGGAAGAAGUUGUACGCUUGUACUAUUUGCGAUUUUGGAACCAAGCAGAAGGGUCUGUUAAAGGUUCACAUUAACUCGGUGCACUACAAGAUGAAGACUUUCAAGUGUGAGCUGUGCAAGUUUGUCUCUAUUCAGAAGGGCAAUCUCCGCGCUCACAUGUUGACCGUGCACGAAAAGGCGCGGAAUUUUCCGUGCGACUUUUGCGAAUAUCGCGCUGGAACCAAAGGCAUUCUGAAGACACAUGUUCAAAAUCGACACUUAAAACUUGAAAAGGAGGCGUUCGAAUGCCAAUUGUGUCCGUACAAAGCUCUUCGAAAGAGCCAUCUCAAGCAGCACAUGGCCCACGACCAUAGGUCGGUGCCCACGUCUUGACUCUCACGGGGUAGAGGUUAAGCGCUACAACCAACCUGUUCUCCCCAAAGUAUUCUUAUAAAUAUAGAUAUAUCGUCUACUGAAAAAGGCAAAUCUCUCCCAAAGUUGUUAACUAAGAAAUAAAAGAACACUUACAUG
Molecule: messenger RNA, 1060 nt
Organism: Tigriopus californicus
Lineage: Eukaryota; Metazoa; Arthropoda; Copepoda; Harpacticoida; Harpacticidae
Product: zinc finger protein ZFAT-like
Exons: 2
Coding region: 200-922 (240 amino acids)
Biological process (GO): regulation of transcription by RNA polymerase II
Cellular component (GO): nucleus
Molecular function (GO): DNA-binding transcription factor activity, RNA polymerase II-specific; RNA polymerase II transcription regulatory region sequence-specific DNA binding
Source: RefSeq, a predicted model, not a curated record